Molecule: messenger RNA, 1347 nt
Organism: Hyaloscypha bicolor E
Lineage: Eukaryota; Fungi; Ascomycota; Leotiomycetes; Helotiales; Hyaloscyphaceae
Product: 2-amino-3-carboxymuconate-6-semialdehyde decarboxylase-like protein
Exons: 1
Coding region: 50-1147 (365 amino acids)
Biological process (GO): secondary metabolic process
Cellular component (GO): cytoplasm; cytosol
Molecular function (GO): carboxy-lyase activity; hydrolase activity
Source: RefSeq, a predicted model, not a curated record
AUCUUCUUCCUCUCUUUACUCCGGCAUCUGGCGACUAAGUUGGAACGAGAUGGCGUCCGCUAAAUCCCCCGUCGUGGACAUUCACACCCAUGUCUACCCACCCUCCUACAUCAAGCUCCUAAAAUCCCGCUCCAGCAUCCCCUAUAUCCGCUCCUUCCCUCCAUCUCCCGCUCUCCGCCUUGUCAUUCUACCGGCUGAAGACACAGAGAGCACUUCGCGAGGACGUCCAGUGGGGCCGGAGUAUUACGACAUCAACAAGAAAAUCGAGUUCAUGGACACGCACUCCAUCGACAUCUCCGUCAUCUCUCUUGCAAAUCCAUGGUUAGACUGGGUCCCAGCAGCCGAGGCGGCAAAAGCAGCAGGAAGGAUUAACAGUGAGGUCAAUGAAGAAUGUGGAAAGUUUCCGGGAAGGUUAUUUGCGUUUGGGACUUUGCCAUUGAGUGGUGGGAAGGAUAUCAUUGUCACGGAGAUUGCAAGAUUGAAGGAGCUGAAAUAUAUGAGGGGAAUUAUUCUCGGAACUACAGGGCUUGGGAAGGGGCUGGAUGAUCCAGAACUGCUUCCCAUUUUCCAAGCUCUACAGGAUGCGGAGCUACCGAUUUUCUUGCAUCCGCAUUAUGGGUUGCCCGGGUCGGUAUGGGGAGAGAGGGCGAGUGAUUAUGGGCAUGUGCUACCACUUGCUCUGGGAUUCCCACUCGAGACUUCGAUUGGGGUCACUAGAAUGAUACUGUCUGGUGUUUUUGAGAAGGUUCCAGAUUUGCAGAUGAUCUUGGCUCAUUCUGGAGGAACUCUACCUUUCUUGGCUGGAAGGAUCGAGUCUUGCAUCGAGCACGAUGCUCAUUUGAAGGCAGAGGGGAAACUGGGCAAAAGGAGAAAGACAGUAUGGGAUAUCUUAAAGAAGAACAUCUACUUAGAUGCAGUGAUCUACGGCGAGAUUGGACUGAAGGCUGCGAUACAAGCAAGUGGGGAGGACAGAGUCAUGUUUGGGACAGACCAUCCGUUUUUCCCGCCACUGGACGAAGAGGGAGGGAAAUGGUUGAGCGUUGAGACCAACUAUGAAGCAAUCAAGUCAGCACUGGGAAGUGGGAGUGAAGAAGCAAAGGGUGCUUUGGGAGGAAAUGCCAUUAGGGUGCUGAACCUAAGAGUAUGACCAAUGCCAUCAUUUCCGAUACCCAGGACCUGGCCAGUUCGUGGGAAGGAAAGACCCAGAACUCCAUAUACACCCAAUAUAUCCAACAUGGCCUGCUCUGUUGUGAUUGAAGCGAUCUUAUCGAAAGCCUACUGAAGUUAGUAAUCCGGAAUGUCCCUUUUGUUUUGGUACUUACUACAAUAUUUGAUCUAUGUUCUCUC